This is a messenger RNA of Colletotrichum orchidophilum, 1200 nucleotides long. RefSeq lists its product as uncharacterized. The annotation marks the transcript as partial. The transcript is spliced from 3 exons. The record is from RefSeq and is a predicted model, not a curated record. NCBI's taxonomy places the organism in Eukaryota, Fungi, Ascomycota, Sordariomycetes, Glomerellales, Glomerellaceae.
GACCUCAAAAUUCCUUCCUCAACCGCCUCCCCGACCGCCAGCAUCCCCUUCCCGCCCCGGAAAUUUCCCGUCCGCACGGCGCUCCACUUCCACGCUCCGCGUCCGAAACUCACCCUCACCACCCCCGUCUCCCUGACCCGCGACUUCGCCGCCCGCAAGCACAAGAUGGGUUCCGCUCCCCGCCUCGGCGCCCUCGGGCACACCUUCACCGCCAUGCGCGCCAUGCAGUUCGUCGCGCUCGUUUCCAUCAUUGGCAUGGUCUCCAACUUUAUCUCCGAAAUCAACGGCGCCGAUGCCCUCUCGCCUCCGGUCUUGAUCGGCACGCUCGUUAUUUCCUGCAUCGCAACCCUCUACAUCUCAAUCACCUACAUCCUCUACUACGACAACAUGCUGCCCCUCCUCAUCGCCACAGCCGCCGACUCUUUCCUCCUCAUCGCCGUCAUCGUCGUCGCCUGCCUCCUCGGCAAACCCCUCUCCUACCUCAACUGCGCCGCCUUACCCAAGUCCUCGGGCAGCACUGCCAACUUCAUGGCCUCCGUCACGGCCAACAUCAACACGGGCUCCGCGCUCAACUACUUUAUCUGGGUCGGCGCCGACCAGCGCACAUGCUACGCCAUCAAGGCCGUCUGGGGCCUGGUGGCGGCAGUCGGUGGCGGCUACGGCGGUGCUGGUGGUGGCGGCGGCGGCUAUGCUCCUUCUUUCCCGCCUCCUCCCACGAGGGAAGUACGGGGUUGCUACGUUGGCAACAGCACGAAGAGCCUAGGCACCGCCGCGGUGUUGGCGCGGGAGAAGAAGUGGUGGGACAGCGACGGCUCCGACUCGGACGAUGCCUUUGUCGCUGUGCCUGCUCCCGUCUCCCAAACCAGCCGGACGACCGCGUGGUUCCCGCCGCCGCCGCUAACGAUGCCCCUUACCACGGCGCAGGUGCAGCAUAAGCGCGUGCAGAUUGUCGAGCAGAGGCAGCCCGUUCAUCCGAUGCCCGUCUUGCCAGAAUUGAUUGUCUCUCCUGCACCACCGUUGUCUCCCGAGGCGCGGUCGCCGAUGACGCCGGUGGAGCACCUCGUUCACCGCAAGCCCCUCUCCCGCGGCAAGUCAAAGCGCAAGACGAUUAUGGAGUUUAUUGACGGGUGGUGGGAUUUGGGGUUGUUGGAGCAGCAGAGGCAGACUUUGCUUGCUAGGGCUGCUUCUCGAAAGAAGUAG